Messenger RNA from Osmia lignaria (orchard mason bee), 7706 nucleotides. The record is from RefSeq and is a predicted model, not a curated record. NCBI's taxonomy places the organism in Eukaryota, Metazoa, Arthropoda, Insecta, Hymenoptera, Megachilidae.
GGCCUCGCAAUCGAACCGUUGCGUUGUAGGUCCAUCGGUCAGGAAAACAAUCCCUUCGAUUGCGUGUCUGAAAAUCGUUCUUCCACGAGCUACCUUACACACGCGCAUAGAGGGAAGGGUUGGGGAUGGUAGCGGUGGUAGAAUAAGGGCAGAAGAGCGAGGUUGGUGAGACGGGAAGCGAGAGAGAACGGGGAGAAUGUACGCGCAGCGUCGGUUUAACGACGAGCGUCGUCGUGUCGGUUCAGUAGGCAUCGCGACGUGCUGGCGUCCGUAGCGCGCACUCUCCGGCCCUGACUCGAACUGGGUCAACCCCUCGAACGAACCAGCCCGCGAUACUGUUUGCCCCGCGAGACCACCGACACCGAGGCCAGUUGCGAGGCGCGCGCGUUACACCGAACACGCUUUACUACCAUACGCGCCGCCAUCCCUCUAAUCUUUUCCUAUUAUACUCUACUUCAGAUUUUAUUUUAUUUUUUCUUCUUCUUCCUUAUAUCUAUAAUCUUACGCCGGUGAUGCGGCGAUAAGAAGCGAGUCGGUAAAGGUGGGACUCGAUGUGACCGAAUUCGAUAAGAUUUAUUCGAACGAACGCCUUUCGGGGCUCGGGCAAGGUGAACUCGACGCGACUCGAUUCAACACGGUUCAAUUCCACGCGAAUCGACAAAUUUCAGGCUGACUCGACUUGGUUUAAAUUCGAUUAGCUGCAGUUUGUUUCGGGCAAUCGAAGGAUCGGUGGGUGAUCAAUGUGUCCGAGUUGGUGAAAUUGCCGAGGAAGGAUACGAGAUUUUAUAAUUCGAAUUCGAACAGUGUGACUCGAGUUGGUGUAUUUUUUUUUUUUCUUUUUUCUCGAAGACACACUUUCGAGGAUCGUUGAGAAACUGGGUUAAAGAGGGUUGAUAGGUUGUUGUGCUACCGGGGGUGGUUCGAUCGUUGAACGAAUAGUUGUUUCUUUUUGGAGACCUGGUCAAGGACGCGCGGAAGAGAAAUUGUAGUUGGAUGAAAAAUUUUCUGUCAUCCGUAAAAUUGGGCUACGUUCGGAAAAGCGGAAUGUGAUGCGUGAAAAGAUUCUGAACAGGUGUCAUGCACAGUGGUUUCUCUGUGACUCUUUUCCCUCGUCGUUUCUUCUUUCGCAACGUCGAUGAAAAGUAGUGUUCCCUUCGGUUUUGUCUCAUCUCGAGCACGUCGUUCCGACUAAUAGAUCCGAGAGAUGGAAGAGAUUUCACGGUAUUAAAAAUGAUUCGGUGGAUUCUGCGUGGAUUGUGCCACGGAAAUUCGAGCAAUCUUUCUGAUGGAAGAACCGCUGACAAACUACUUUCAAUCAACGAGAGAAUACACCACGGUGCAUUUUCAGAUUGUCUUUCUUCUUCUUUCAUUCUUUUUUCAUUCUUUCCACGAGAAAAAGCAGGAAUUCGUCUUGGAGAAUUUAUCAUCUUACAUUAUUCUUUCCAUUAGAUAAUUGUUCGUACGAUUGAUUCGUUAAUUCUCUGCUGAAUUAUUAAACGAACGAUAUCUUAUAACGAUAGAAUAUUCAUUUUUACAAUUUUUCACAAUUUUCUUCAAACUCCAAUCACUCUUUCCUAGAAUUUCUUCCAUAUCCCUGAAUUUUCUCCGGAAUGUUUCGUUCAUCCCCGUCGUGUCUGCAACAACCAUUGUCCUCUUGAAUGAUUUGAGUGGAAAGAAAAAGAAAAAGAAUAAGAGAACAAUCUGAGGAUGGUCUAGCUGACGUUGCGAAAGGAACAAACGUUUACGAUAAACGCGAGGAAAAGUCAAGAUGGUCGAGGAGGAAUCGUAAGCUGUGAAAUGGAACAAUCGAGCACCGAAGGAUCGAGGGUGAUUAUUGUCAAAGACAAACGGCAGGCCGAUCUCGAAGGAAUUCUCGCUUCAAAGGACAACCCUCUUGCAGAAAUUCCUCGAGUAUUCUCUCUUGAUCAACGACCGACAAGUGGUCUCGUUGUCUUUAUGCCCUUCCAAAGCUUCCAAAGCUGAAACGCUCGUCCUUUUUCACAUUCCUUGGUCAAGCUCGAAACAUAUUGAAAAAAGAGCAAAGGAAAAUCUAAUUACAAAAUAAAAGUAGACUUUAUUCUAUAAAAUAUUCUUCCAACAACUUUGCUUCCAUUUCAAAAUUAUUAAUAAUAAUAAUUAAAAAUGAAUACUCGAAGUGUAGGUACUUUGUUAACGAUAAAACAGGUAUCCGUGAAAAGAGCUGAAAGGAAGCAGGGUGAUUUAAUUAAACACUCGACUAAUUAUUCCAAGAAGUCGUCAGCUACGAAACACGAUUUAUUUGAAGGGAAAGGAAAAGGAAAAGGAAAAGGAAAAGGAAAAGGAAAAGGAAAAGAGAUGGGAAAAAUGGAAGAAAAGGGGGUCAACUUGGUGAAAAGAAGUUUCCGUCCUUGGAAGUGGAGGAGUCCUCGAGGCUCGAAUAGCCGCAACAUUCGACCAGCACUUGAGAAUUCUUUGAAACAACCAUCCCCCAUCGUGAAACAGCUCGGCUCAGCUCAGCCCGACUCGUCUUUCUCGUCUUCUUCACCCCGAGCUAAAUACUAACGACUCUCCUUGCGGCUCCGCUUUGCUGAAAAAGCAAGUUCAACUCGCGUCCUUGACCCGGUCGCGUGUUUAAGAUCCCGGAUCGAGUACGGAUUAAGCGACGUACUAUCCACCUACUCGGUGCUUUCCAAUGGAAUUGCAAACUGACGCGUAUCCACCUGACACGCCUACUGUUUCGCAAACUUUCCCUGAAUUCUUCCUUUUCAUUUCGGGGAAAAAUAAUUUCAAGCAAUCGUUGUUCCACAGAGGUAUUCUUCAUGAAUGCAGUUCGGUGGAGAUGAGAUGGACGAUCGUCGAGGACGUCUUAAUGAGUAGUAACGAAAACGUUUUCACGCGGAGGUCCGCGCAAAUAUUGUGCUACGAUCGAAAGAUGAACAGCGAAGAUUCGAUGGGCGUCGCGGUUCACCCUCGACACGAUUAAACACGCUUUCGAACCGGUCUCGGGGUGCUUUGAUCGCGAGCUAUGACGUUGUGCCGUGUGUUUUUGUGACGUGCUGCUUUCCUUACGAUAAGCUGAGGAAAGGAUCCUAUCGCCGAAAUUAUCGCAGAGAGUGUUCCAUGUUCCUGAAUCCUCCGAUCGACCGUUUGUGCGCGAAUAGUUGAUGACCGUCAGUGAUCUCGUGAAGUUUCCUUGUUGUUCCCCGUCGUUGUGAAAAUCGAAGAAAAGUGUCGUCGAACGAAGAAGGGUGCUGGUGUCCUCGGCAUGAAGGACACGCAUUGGCCGGUUUUCAUCUGCGUUCUCAUGGCGACGACGGUACUUUCCUGUCGGCAGAGCGAGUUCCAAUGCGGCAACGGCCGCUGCGUCGCCCAGAACAAGGUGUGCAACGUCGUCGACGACUGCGGCGACGGCAGCGACGAGCCUCGACAGUGUUCUCCUUGCAACAAGACUUAUUACGGCGACGUGGGGAAAACUUACGACCUGGAGCUUCAUCGACCAAAGGAGGAUAAGGUGCCUUACAUUUGCAAGCUCACCUUUAGCGCACCGGGUGGCGAUUUCGGCGACAUCGUUCAGUUGACGUUCGACAGCUUCACCCUGGGGAAAUUCGUGUCGUUCACAGCGGAGGGAUGCCCGGACGGGUCGCUGCAAAUUUCGGAGGCCCAGCGACCGGACGUUGGCGGCCUCUGGUGCGGAACAUCCUGGGGUCCUGCGAUUUACUACAGCGAGACACCAACCGUUUCUAUCACGUUGAAGCUGCUCCGACUCAGCAAGGAUCAGAAGGGAUUCAAUUUUGACUUCAGGAUGGCGUACAAAAUGAUUAGGAAGUCCGAUGCCGUGGUGCGCUACGGGAAUCCCUUCGUUGGAAUGACGCAAGCAACGGGAACGCCGUCGUCGACCGAGCCGACGUCAGCGUCUUCGUCGUCGAGCGAAUACGCGAACAGUUCGAUGGCUAUGCCUAUGCAGAUGGUGGAACAGCCAUCAACCAGCCCGAAACCGAGCAGCGAGCAAUACCUCGGAGACCUGAUAUCCGGUACAUACUGUUCGCGCAUAUUCAGCGACUGCGACCGGAAGAAGUGCAGGCUCCAGUCGCCCAACUUUCCCGGCCUCUACCCGCGCAAUCUCACCUGCUACUACGCGGUGAGGCAGCACGAUGUACCACCAGGGAAACACGCCUUAAUUUCGGUGAAACAACCUCGGGGUCAAUUGGUUGCCAUUAGGGCACGGGCAGCCACCCAGGCGGAAUCAUCGCCCCGUGAACUUCGCCUCUGGAAGGAUUGCGACGUGGUUCAGGAUUACGUGACCGUGUACGACGGCUACACCACCCGAGAUCCGGUGAUCCUGAAAUUUUGCGGAGGUGGAGAACCAGUGCCAGAGGCGACCAGCAGCGGAACGGAGAUCCUCGUCGAGUUCACCACGUCUCCUUACGGCACGUUUCUGCACCCCACACCGCCCCACUCUCUCCACGGCUUUCAAUUAGAAGUGCAAGUGAAGUUCGUGGACGCAGACUCUCCGACGUACGCGAAGAACAAACACUGCGAGUUCUGGCUUCAAGGUAGCGGCGGAGGAGUGCUGGCUUCGCCUAGACACUCGUUGCCUAGAAACAGCACCUGUUUGUACCAUCUUCGCGGUGCAGGACAAACGUUACCGAGUCCGACACCGCCUCGUCCUUUGCCAAAGUUUCCGGAACAGAGGCCAGGAACUGUAUGGAGGAGGCCAGCACCGCGGCCUGUACAGCCACAGUUUCGCGUGUGGCUGUCGAUCCUCAAGUUUCACGUGGGUACCAGCUUGUCCACCGGCGGCGACGAAGACUGUUCUACCACCCUGAUAGUAUGGGACGGCGAGAUGAUGCCGCUGUCCGAGUGCAACGACCUCCUCUGCGAAAAGGAGCAUCAGAGACACGCGGACAGAUCGGCAGAACCCGCUCAUCCACUCGCGGCCCGUCCGGCGGGCAACACCACGCUCCUGGCCCGUUACUGCAAGGACAUGGUACCAAGGACCUGCGAUCACGCGAUCCUUCAGAACACCAGUCGUCCGUGUUCUCUCGGGGAGAGCUUCGUUUCAAGGGGAAGUAGCCUGACCAUCGAGAUGAGGAUGGUCGAGUCGACGGCUCUCAGGCCGGUGAAUUUUCGAGCACUCUACGAGUUCGUCGAUCUUCAUCAAGACGGUGAUCCUUACGGAAGCGGUCCUUGUUCGAGGAUCUUCUACAGCCGCAAUCGGGAUCAUUAUCCUGAUCGCCGAUUCCAAGCGCCUCGCGACAUCUUCCUUUAUGGCCGUGGCGGGGCGAGAAAUAUGAGCUGCGUGUACCGAUUCGAGGGUGAACACGACGAAAUCGUGAAGCUGAGGUUCAACAAACUGCUGAAUGGGAAUCGAACUUGUCGCAGCGUCUCCAGUUCGGACUUUAAUCGAUUGUUAUGCGUCGGUUCCGAUCAUUUCUCCGUAAAGGUGCUCGAUCUUCCAUGGCCGAACGCUCCUCCCGUUCAAAGGGAUUGUCUUUGCUCGAAUCGUUCGCUGCCCAUGAACGUUAAAUCAACGUCGAACAUCGUCGAGGUGCAUUUCACGGUCCUCUCGAUGGACGCGUUGGACGAUUACAAUAAUCUGUUUUUCGAGGGUAUCUGGGAUUUUGUGAAGACCAAUCCUUGUUUGCAGAAACGGAGGAUGAGAGGACCAUCCGGGGAGAUCAAGUAUAAAUCGCCGAUCACCGAUGAGGAUGAGAAAAAUUGCGAGAAACAUCCAUGGUUGAUCGAUCCAGGACCGAAUCAGUACCUCUACGUGAAGAUGCACGGCACGAUAAUGUCGAACAGCAGCAAGUGCUCGACGAAGAACCGCAUCGUGGUGCACACAGGUGGUGCAAUCCACGUGUCCGUGUGUCCGAAACCGCCGAUAGAAUCGAGGCACCACGUGGUGGAGGUGUUCAGCGACGGCUGGGCCGUCAGCAGUAACGCGAUGAUCCUUGCACCGAGUCAGGACCCCAUCAGGACCGUCGUUGUGGAGUUUCUCGUGAAGGAACCAGACACGUAUACAGUCACCUGGCUCGAGCUCACCAGAAGGCCGUCGGUGACAUCGACGGCAGGCCUGCAAAUGCCUCGAGAUUGCGACCAACGGUGUCCAGAGUUGGACGCUUGCAUAAACGCGUCCCUCUGGUGCGACGGAAUCUCCCACUGUCCAUCAGGUUACGACGAGGCCUUGACCCAUUGCUCGAUGCUGCUGCAACUGCCACCUCUGCAUCUGGCUCUCGGUCUACUCGCUAUCGUCACGAUCCUAGGCGUGAUCUGCUUCGUGAUCUGGCGCAUCUGCAGGCAACGGGCGAGUCGCUCGAUAUCGCAGCACAGGCUGAAGAGCAUCAGCUCAGCGACGGCCAUCAUCGACGGGAAGGAAGUGAUUUGCUGACACAGCGACAGUUCUGUGCGUUACGUCGAGGUCGACCGAGUGACCACCGUGUGACGAUCACCUUUGGUCACCUUCGUUCGUCGUCGCGGCUGCCCGAUCUGCCUGGUGUCCUCCUGAACGGCACACCUCCGCGACCACAUCCGCCUUUACGUAACGCGCAGAACUGUUCCUCUGUAAGGAUGCUUCGCUCGACGUAUAGAUUAGAUUCUAAUCGAUUCUGCCGACUCUCCGCUCGACGACUCGGAUCACCCUAUCGUUUCUUCGCCCUCGUUCGAGAAUCGAACGAUUUCCAGAUACUCGUUUGGCUCAUCCGACGCAUCCGUCACCUCCCAAUAAGCGCAACUGGGAAUCGAAUUGUUUUAACGAGGACAAUAAGUAAAGAGAAAAAAUCCUAGAAAAAUAUCCUUUCGCUCGCGCUGGUAGUAUAACUUAGCGGCAACUGAUUCUUCAUGAAGUAUACCGUUAGAAUUAAAUAAAAUCCGAAACGUCGAACGGAGAAACGAGCAGGAAGCUGUUCUUAGUAGUCGUUCGAUCGGCCGUCGAGAUGCCGAUCGACGUGACGGCGAAGGCACGAUUUUAAGUUCGCUCUUCUCAACAUCGCUCUCUCCUCUUCACUUCCGGUGAACCACGCGAGAUCUUCUGUAAAAAAUAAUCGAUCGAAAUCGGACCGUCGUUCCGAUGAAUCGAGGCGUUUCGUUUCGAACCGGAGAUGAUCAAGAUUGUUAGGGAAUUUUCCAUCUUCGUGUCCAUUUUCCUUCGUAUAGAUAUAGAUUAUGAGGAGAAUGGACAUGGAACCACGAGAAAUCUUCGAGCAGCCUGAAUCAUCUUUCUCUUAAUUGAAAAAAAAAGAAAAAAAAAGAUAUACUAGAGAUACUUGACCAAAUGUUUCAAGCGAUUAUCGUUUUAGGGGACUUAAUGAUAAUUACACUAGCGGAUAAGUCUUCGACGGAAGAAGGAAAGGUAGAAUCUAUGGUAGCCUGAGAUUAUGUGAUACAAUAUACGAAAUGCUGUUUUCCUCGGAGCUGUGCUCCGUUUAAUAAUUGUUACACCCGGCUAGGGUGGUCGAAUCGGCAUUACGAUUCAGGGUGUUCAGAGUCGACACCGGACGACUCGUACACCAUGUUCAUACUUGUACAUAAUUAUUUAUCUAUUUGUAUCGGAUGAUAAUGCCGUUUUAGCACGCGUCUCCGUUCUUACGAUCACGUGUUUUAAGCUCAAACUCGCAAACAUGGUCAUUCAUAUUCCGUAAAUUCGAUCUCAACGAUUGUAUCGGUCGUUUCGGUAAUUAUUUCAAUUACACUAAAUAAUUGAAAAUAGUAAUCUAAAUAAUUACCGUCGU